AUGAACAGCAUCGUCGGCCUGCUCGCCGCCACCGCACUGCUGGUCGGGGGGAUCUGGCUAACGCGUCAACACGGCCAAACUCCUACUGUGCUCUCGGUCUCGUCUUCACCAACGCACGACUUCACAAAGAAGAGUCAGCCGUCGAUAAAUCUUGUCGCCGGCCUCGGGGUCGAGAACGACGCUCAUGCGGGUGUGACAGAUCAGCACCUUUCACGCUUGAAACUCCAGCCUGCCCAAAAGAACCUUCGCCAGGUACAUUUGAUUCACAACGAGAUCCUCCAGGAGCACGGCUUGAAUCCAGCAGAUAUUGGUGAGAACAUCACCACAAAUGGCAUCGACCUUCUGUCUCUGGGGCGAGGGACAAGGUUACGUUUUGUCACGAGGGGACGUAAGCACGAACCGAUUGCUUCAAGUCGGGCUCCCUGCAUUGUCAUCACUGGCCUUCGAAACCCAUGCCCGCAGAUUGAGAAAUUUAGGAAAGGUCUGCAAGCAAAGUUCGUUGAAAGAGAUGAGCAACGGAAGAUCAAGGCCAGGAAAGCCGGUAUUAUGUCUGUGGUUGAGAAGGGAGGACAAGUGGAACCUGGGAUGAGUAUCAUUGUCGAGAAGCCACCGGAGCACAUAGCAUUGGACGUGGUUUGA
Molecule: messenger RNA, 639 nt
Organism: Cyphellophora europaea CBS 101466
Lineage: Eukaryota; Fungi; Ascomycota; Eurotiomycetes; Chaetothyriales; Cyphellophoraceae
Exons: 1
Coding region: 1-639 (212 amino acids)
Molecular function (GO): pyridoxal phosphate binding; molybdenum ion binding; catalytic activity
Source: RefSeq, a predicted model, not a curated record